Molecule: messenger RNA, 3059 nt
Organism: Rhinichthys klamathensis goyatoka
Lineage: Eukaryota; Metazoa; Chordata; Actinopteri; Cypriniformes; Leuciscidae
Gene: chtf18
Product: CTF18, chromosome transmission fidelity factor 18 homolog (S. cerevisiae)
Exons: 22
Coding region: 95-2974 (959 amino acids)
Molecular function (GO): ATP binding; ATP hydrolysis activity
Source: RefSeq, a predicted model, not a curated record
UCUGUUGUACAUUUAUGUACGCUCUUCCACUUGUUUAUACAUUUGUCACAUUUUGAUGUAAAUUUCCUGUCUAAACAGACACGAGACCGCAAACAUGGACGAAUAUGACGAAAUGUACGGGAUCGAAGAUGAUUUUGAACAACAGUUUGCUGAUGAAUUGGAAGUCAUGGCUGAGCUUUCAUCAUGUGCAAAAGUGUCUGAGUUCCGCAAUAAGAAGCCAAUCCCACAGACGUUCGAGGAAGCCAUUGUGUCCGGUGACGUGCCAUCGAGGAAAUCAGUAAAUAACGAGCAUCCUGAGAGCAUCUCACCUCUAGUAUAUGAGGAGGAGGAGGAAGAGGAAUCCCUGACUCCUAAACCUAAGAAAAGAAGACAAGAUGUGGCAAAAAAGCUCCAGUUUGGUGUUGAACACACUGAUGACGUCACCCCUCCGUCAUCCCCAGAGGUUUACAACAGACGAGUGAGAGAUGGACCUGCAGUUUUCCUGUCCCUAAGUCCAGAUAGACCAGCAGCCACAAAAAUAACAACCAACGUGUUAGAUAUUAGUGGACUGACAGCAUUACAGGAGUCACCAUGGCGGGUUACCGCAGCUAGACGUCAUGCCCAGAAACGGCCCCCUGCAAUUGGAGAUUUUAUCACAGUCACAGACUCCAUGGGAAACAGAGUCUACCUUAACAAGAAAGAGGAUGAGGAGAAGGCACCAGAUCCAAGAGCCUUCCGUAACUCACUGAAUGGACUAGGACUGCUAGCGGUUCCAAUAGAAGUGCUGAAAGAACAAGUUGCAGAGAGACGCCAUCGACAAGUGGUGGAGGAAUCCCAAAGAUUGACAGAACUUAUGAAUAGUGGGAUCGAUCCAGAGCUUAUUGCAGAAGAGCAGGCAGACUCUGGUGUGGAUGGUGGUAGUGGGGAAGAUGAAGGCUCAUCCUCGCGGCUGUGGGUGGAUCAGUUCUCGCCACAGCACUACACCGAUCUGCUGAGUGAUGAUUUCACCAACCGCUGUCUGCUGAAGUGGCUGAAGCUCUGGGACACUGUGGUCUUCGGGCGAGAGAGGAAACCCCGUCCGGCCCCUGCAGACGUCAGAUCGAACUUUACAAAUGCUCAAAACCAAAACCAAAACCAGUCCCAGCGUUUCAAAACCAAGUCCCAAAUCACAGAAGAGAUACUAGAGGCUGAGCUGGACCAGUACAAAAGACCUAAAUUUAAGGUGGCACUAUUAUCAGGUCCUCCUGGACUGGGGAAAACCACGCUAGCACACAUUAUCGCAAAGCAUGCUGGUUACAAUGUAGUAGAAAUCAACGCUAGUGAUGACCGCAGUGCAGAGCUCUUCCAGAAACGCAUUGAUACCGCGACACAGAUGAAGUCAGUCCUGGGAGCCAAUGAAAAGCCCAACUGCCUUAUAAUAGAUGAAAUUGAUGGGGCUCCUGCUGCUGCCAUUAAUAUUUUAUUGGCCACCCUGAACCGUAAGGACAGCCGAGAUGGAGAGGAGUCAGGUGGUAAUGCCUUGAAAAAGAAAAAGAAGAAGCAAUCUGUGCUGCUUAGACCAAUCAUCUGCAUCUGCAAUGACCUUUAUGUUCCUGCUCUAAGGCCGCUGAGACAGCAAGCUUUCCUAUUGGCUUUUCCCCAGACUCUGCCCUCCCGCUUAGCUCAAAGACUGUCAGAGAUCACACGGCGUCAGGGUAUGAAAGCAGACACAGGCACUCUGAUGGCCCUGUGUGAGAAAACUGACAAUGACAUCCGUUCUUGCAUCAACACAUUACAGUUUUUACACAGACGUGGACAGAAGCACUUGGAUCAGCGCAGUGUCAGUUCCAUGUGUGUGGGAUUGAAAGAUCAAAACAAGGGACUCUUCUCAGUUUGGCAGGAAAUCUUCCAGCUUCCUCGACUGAAAAGGAAGCGGAUUGGUGGAGAUUCAUUUGGUGGUUUUGAUGAAGCUGGACCUAAAGACGGUGCACAAAGGAUUCAGCACAUCUUACAUUUGGUCUCAUCUACUGGAGAGCACGAGAAACUCACUCAGGGCUUAUAUGAUAACUUCCUCAGCAUGAAGCUGAAGGACCCUGGGAUGUUGGGUGUGUGCACAGGUCUUGACUGGUUGUGUUUCUCUGACGUGCUGAAUGAGUUUGUGCUACAUGGACAAAACUACUCGCUCAUGCGCUACUUCCCAUUCCUGCCCGCUGCCUUCCAUCACCUAUAUGCCGCAAACUCUGUCCCACGCAUCAAUUAUCCACACAGCCACUACGAGGCUUUCACUAAAACUCAGCACACCAAGAAUGCCCUCAUUGCCAUGUUGAAUGACAUCCCACCUGCCAUACAGAGCCGUGUUUGUAUGAGCAGUCUCUGUAUGGACAUCCUCAGCCUUCUCCUGGAGCUCAUCUCCCCCAAACUGCGGCCGGUCAACCCUCAGCUUUACAGCACCAGGGAGAAGCAGCAGCUUUAUGAUUUGAUUGACACCAUGAUCAACUACAACCUGACCUACAGACAGGACCGCACACCAGAGGGACAGUACACUUAUGUGCUGGAGCCUAAUGUAGAAGACGUGGUGCAUUUUCCGGGUUUGCCUCCCCGGAGGCAGCUGACCUAUCAGGUGAAGCAGCUGAUCGCCAGGGAGACAGAAUUAGAGCGAAUGAGGAGGGUGGAGAGGGCACAGCAGAAACGAAACCCACAAAAGACAGAGGCAGUAAGUAAGAAUCAAGAGGAGAAGAAAACUGAAGUGAAGAAACCGACAAGCAGGAACCAUCAGCAGAGGCUGGAGAACAUUGUUAAACAGACUGUGGUGGAAACCAGGCCUGAAUUGGAUUUCUUUGGACGAGCCAUUGCACCCAAGGAGAAGCCUAUGAUCACCACUACAGGUGAAGAUGGCAAAGCAGGCGAAGUGGUGCAUAUUGGUAAAGCUGUGGGUAACAGUGAUGUAUGGUUUCGUUUCAAUGAAGGUGUGUCUAAUGCAGUCCGCAGAAACGUUUACAUUCGGGAGUUACUUUAAAGUUAAUUUACCACCUUAAAUCAAUACAUAAAAACAAAAAAUGUUCUGAACCUUGUACUGUAUAGUUAAAAAAACAACACCUAAA